Messenger RNA from Exophiala xenobiotica, 2370 nucleotides. RefSeq lists its product as uncharacterized. Gene Ontology annotation, molecular function: translation initiation factor activity; guanyl-nucleotide exchange factor activity. Gene Ontology annotation, cellular component: eukaryotic translation initiation factor 2B complex; guanyl-nucleotide exchange factor complex. The coding region runs from base 1 to 2226 and encodes 741 amino acids. Gene Ontology annotation, biological process: cytoplasmic translational initiation. The transcript has a single exon. Lineage: Eukaryota; Fungi; Ascomycota; Eurotiomycetes; Chaetothyriales; Herpotrichiellaceae. The record is from RefSeq and is a predicted model, not a curated record.
AUGGGAACAAAAUCCUUCAUCUACAUGCAGACUCGCUUCUCAUCUGAAGCAGAAAAUACUAUCAGUCUACUUGGUGACGUUGACGGCAUCAAUCCCGACUCUCGAGAGCUUCAACAGAUCCAGGAGACCGUUAGCGCUACUGAAAGUGCGUCGCCACAUUCUCUAAACCCGCGUAUCCAAUUUUUGCGUCUUUCAGCCAUCGUACGAGGCAGACAGGGCGUCCUUGGAUCAACUCCUCCCUAUCAGCCGGCGCCACCAUCUCUGUAUCGAGCACUCGGUGUCGACCAAGAAGAAAGCGUAACCGAUCCAGUCGAAACACACACGCGGUCACCUCUACGCAAUCUCGCCUACUCAGUACGACCGACCCGGCAUGAGUCACGACCAUUCACACAUAUAACGCGCCAACCUCACCUUCAAACUCUCCAGAGAGGUCUCCUUUCGAAGCCCCUCAAAAUGCCUCAGACCGGAUUCCAGGCGCUGAUACUGUGCGGUCCGGGCAUCGGUCUUAGCACUUUCACGAGUGUCCCCUCGGAAUUUCCCAAGGCGCUGGUCGAAAUCGGCAAUCGUCCUAUGGUAUGGUACGUCUUGGACUGGUGUUACCGCAUGGGUGUGACCGACAUCACACUCAUUACUCCACCAACAUCAAAAGAACCCAUCGCAGCGGCCCUCGCACAAAACCCAUACCUCACCUCUCUCCCAUCACCAAGUCCCGACCUCCUAGCUCCUGAGGAUCUCGAAUUCACCACCCCAACCGCCGAACUCCUCCGUCUCCCCGAGGUCCAAGCAGUAAUCAAAUCCGAUUUUGUUCUCUUGCCGUGCGAUCUCAUCUGCGCCAUCCCUGGAGAAAACUUCCUCGAAACGUAUCUCACUCGGCUUGCUGGUCCUGGCGGUAUCGGGCGCAACGAAGACAUCGAAGCUUCGCGCAACGAGCUCCUUGCAUUGGGCGGCGAACGGCGCGGCCGUCGGGGCGGACUGAGCAUAUGGUACAACACUCUCGACCGUGAAGAAUCCGUCAAGCACGAAGAAUGCGACUUCAUGUGCACCACGAAACUCGACCCGGAGCACGACGUCCCUUCAUCGUUGUCCAAAUCAUCUCAAGGCCAGGGUAUAUUGCGCAAACUCGUCUGGGCCAUGCCCAUGUCCGAACUCUGGGAUCAGUGUGAGGAGGACAAGUCCUGGAAAAUUCGACAAUCUCUGCUGCGCAAGCACGGCGCCAUUAAGUGUCUGACCAAAUACCGUGACUCUCAUAUCUACUUUCUUCCAUACUGGGCGAAAGAAUUCGCCAGAUUGAACGAGGACUUUGAGUCAGUCAGCGAAGAUCUCGUGGGGACAUGGGCAAAAGCGGAGUGGCGCAAACCAGCGUACCGGGCACGAUUUGGCGCACGGAAGAUAUUCUCGCAGACUUCGAACCCGGAACGGAAUGAUAUACCCCAGCAUGAGCGACCGAUUGAGGAGGAGAUCGAUCUGCUUUCGCUAAGCAGUACGCAGAUCACUACGCAGGCGCAGGUAAACUCGACGCCGGCUGUGCGCACGGCCAGACUGGCCUCAAGAGUUCAGGCAGAUCCGGAUGAUAGCAUCAUCUCGCCGGUCGAAGGAUCCCAUGACUACGAGGAAGCCAGCUCAGUUCCUGUGGUGCCGCCGAUACUGUCGUACAUUCUACCUUCUACGCCCGAAACACCGCUCGUGAGACGAGUCGAUACUACACCAUUAUUAUUAUCUGUCUCGCUAUCACUCGCCAAAUUGCCAUCUAUCGAAGAGUGCCUUGCCGCCAAGACACCCGUAUCCCCGUUCUCGCACCAGGUGAAGGUCCACGCCACCACGACCAUUGCGCCGCGGGUCACGAUUUCACGAUCGGACACGCUGAUCGAUAGUAACAGUACCAUUGCGACACAGUGCGUGAUCAAGUCCAGUGUCAUUGGGGCGAGCGUGGCGAUUGGGACUGGGAGCAGGAUAACGGGAUGUGUGAUCAUGGACGGCGUGACAAUCGGCGAUAAGUGUGUCCUUACGAAUACGGUCGUCGGAAAGAAGGCAAAGGUCGGAAACAAGACGACGCUCGUCGGUUGUGAAGUACAGGACGGGAAUGUGGUUGCGGAUGGAACGGAGGGUAAAAACGAGAAAUAUCUGGUAGGUGGGUUGGAGGAUGAGAUGGAGGGAGAGGAGCUGGGAUUCGAUGAUAACGAUGAUGAUGGAGAUGAUUGCGAGGGACUGGAUCGAGAAGAGUCGUGAGAGUCCACAGCUUCGUAUUAGCAAAGUGAAUGAUCCACAAAAUUCAUAGACGAUAUAGCAUCAGCGGUCGUCUGGGACACAAUAAUUGCGAGUGCUUUUAGGCUUCGGAAUGACGUCGGGGAAACCAUCACCGCCAAAGCCAAU